Molecule: messenger RNA, 789 nt
Organism: Pleurotus ostreatus (oyster mushroom)
Lineage: Eukaryota; Fungi; Basidiomycota; Agaricomycetes; Agaricales; Pleurotaceae
Exons: 4
Coding region: 1-789 (262 amino acids)
Source: RefSeq, a predicted model, not a curated record
AUGUCCUCCCUCCCUCGAAUCCUCAGGUAUCUGCCUGGGGGUCAUCGAAAUUACUCCUUUUUCUCCUCAAAGUCUGGUGGUGGCAGGUACUUCAACUCAGCCAAGCCACCAAAACCCUCCGUGGUUGCGCCGUCGGCCAAUAACGCUCAAUCAGAUUCUGCCUCCAACUCGAAAGCAAGCGAUGGAGCGACGGAAGCUCGCGAAGACUCGGCCGCUCAGGCCUCCUCGAGCACCGUCGCAGUCCAACAGCCCGAACCCCCUCAACCAGUUCUCUCAUUCCAUGAAGCUGUUCACCACAAGCUCGCACACCACCCCGCAGUAAACCCCAAAGAGUUUAAACUUCAUCAGUUUUUUGCGUUGCAUAGACCCCUUCUUCACCUUUCCGACCCGAGCAUGCUCUUGCAAGCCGCGCCUGCAAGGGGUCCUCUAUACGCUUCGAACGCAGAGGAUGCAGACCCUCUCCUCCCACCACCGCACGUUGGAAAGUACGGUGCGGUGUUUGAAGAUAAUUCAAUUUUCUCGGCAGAAGCGGACGCGGAAACAGCCAGACAACUGAUGCGCGCUCUGACCAUAAACCGAGCCGGGAGCACUGCUGCGUGGGAGCAGACCAUGAAGGGCCUGGGGUUGACGGUGGAAAUGGACUCGCAAACCCUUGAGCAAAUGGAACGCGAUUGGAACGAUGUGAUGAUGGAUAGCACGAAGCGAAAGCGGCGAAAGAAGAUGAAGAAGCACAAGUUGAAGAAGCGACGUAGAGCCACCCGUGCAUCUCGCAUCAAGAUUGGACGAUGA